UCAUCUUCACUACCAGAAAACACACAUCAAAAACGAUUUUACAAGAAGAAAAAAAUGUCAGAGACCAACAAGAAUGCCUUCCAAGCCGGUCAGACCGCUGGCAAAGCUGAGGAGAAGAGCAAUGUUCUUCUCGACAAGGCCAAGGAUGCUGCUGCUGGAGCAGGAACUGCCGCGCAACAGGCGGGAAAGAGUAUAUCGGAUGCGGCAGCUGGAGGUGUUAACUUCGUGAAGGAGAAGACCGGCAUGAACAAGUAGCGCUUUCGAGUCAAAAUUGGGAGUUAUAAUUUCCCUUAUCUAAUUAAUUAAUUGUUGGGAUUUUAAAUAAACUUGGGACUCAUAAUUGAUUCUCAUAUUCAAUCGUACUUGUUGUUGCCUUUAGUGUUGUAAUGUUUUAAUGUUUCUUCUCCCUUUAGAUGUAUGUUUGGAUGUUUAUGUAUUUUUAGCUUCGGGUUAAUCAAACAACAUCUAGUUU
Messenger RNA from Arabidopsis arenosa, 472 nucleotides. The record is from the annotation of a GenBank genome assembly. Lineage: Eukaryota; Viridiplantae; Streptophyta; Magnoliopsida; Brassicales; Brassicaceae.